Messenger RNA from Oncorhynchus gorbuscha (pink salmon), 1851 nucleotides. RefSeq names its product transmembrane protein 196-like. The record is from RefSeq and is a predicted model, not a curated record. NCBI's taxonomy places the organism in Eukaryota, Metazoa, Chordata, Actinopteri, Salmoniformes, Salmonidae. Bases 32 to 595 code for a protein of 187 amino acids. The transcript is spliced from 4 exons.
UCUUGAAUGACCCGCUGUGAAGGAAUGAGUGAUGCCGGACAGAGGAUGUAACAUCUGGAGUCUGGUGGUACUGUCGGUGUUAGAGAUGGGGCUCGGUGCGUCCAGCAUCGCCCUCGGGGUGUUCGGCAUCAUCCGAGUCCGGUCGGUUCACAAGCUGCAGCUGGGGGAUGCCUCUCCUAUAUGGAGCGGAAUGUGUUUUCUCAUCUGUGGACUAUGUGGGAUGGUGUGUGCAAAGAAGAGGUCAGGAUUGAUUAUGAUCCUAUUUUCAGCCUGCUGUAUCUGUGGGUUGAUCAGUGGGAUCCUAAACUUCCAGUUUGUGCGUGUGGUGGCAAAGCGUCCCGAUGCCCUGCCGUCCCUCUACCUGGCCAUCAUGGUGCUGGCCUGCCUGGGCAUCGGAGUGUCCAUCCUGUUUACCUGGCUCACCUGUCGUCUGGCCAGCAGCGAACAGCAGAGGAUGUACCUGGAGAGAGAGCUGUCCCUGCACCAUUCCCAUGAGAUGAGUGAAAAGGAGUUGGCUGAGAGAUCUGAGAGAGCAGCCAGCAUUCCCCAGAUCUCCUUCAAUGGAAAGUCCUCACCUCCAUUGUCAUUAGGCUGAAGCCCAGCUGUGUUACUGUAUUCAAAGCAUCAUGGAGACAAUGUUGGUUUCAUUCAACACCAACGGUCACAGGGGACGUGAUCUCUUGCAAUGAACUAAUACACAAAGGAAUCAACAUACGGCAACACUAUGAGAAGGCGCUGUGAGAUUUGACAAUCGGCUUACUAGUGACGAUGUAGGCUGAAUGAUGCACCUGGAUAGUCCCCAGACAUGGAUUUGGGGGACAUGGAAACAGCAGGUAGAGGGCACAAAGCUAUGGCACAUCCAAAGGCUCAAAAAGAUCAACGAAACCACUUGAGAUUGUCAGUGUUGAGAUGAGGAAAGACAUAACUGCUUCAGGGUUUGACUGGUCAUAGAGAUCAUGUCAUACAGUGGAAGUUGUUUCCAGUACUAUUAUUUAUUUGAAUGAUUAUUUAUGUAUUUAUUAUUUAAAUAUAUGUUUGUUUAUUCAUAAGCAUGAAAAUAUAAUAAAAUCCCAUCUGUGAUAGGUUUUUACAAUUUAGAGCAUUAUAAUGAAUGAAUGGUUUAAUGAGGUUGAUGGAUGACGAGUACGACGGUGGAUGAUGAAUGAUGAUGACUACAAUGGAUGAUGAUUAAUGAUGACGACUACGAUGGAUGAUGAUGGUGAUGACGACUACGAUGGAUGAUGAUGAAUGAUGACUAUGGUGGAUGAUGUUGAUGUUGAUGACUUUAUUGUAUCCAUUAAUUAAUUCUAUAUGCAUUAGAAUAUUUUGCAGUAGACCACAACCAGUAGGAAGCAGUAGUGAUAGUUAUAUUCCCCCACUAGAGGGAGCCCUCUAUCUCCUUUUAACUUAAUCUAUGUACCAAACGGCUCCCUAUUCCCUAUAUAGUGCACUACUUUUGACCAGAGUCCUAUGGUCAAUAGUGGUGCACUAUAUAAAGAAUUGGGACUCAGGGUUGAAUCUUUUAGUCGAACAUUUGAACAGAAUAAUAAAUAUGUAAAGUUAUGGAUAAAUGAGCAGAGUGUUGCUGACAGAUUGAAAUUGUAGUCCUACUUCCUGUGUAUCCCUGAGCAAAGCCCAUAACCUGAAAAUAUCCAGUCCUAUUUAUGGGAAUGCUGUCCAGAGAAGAUAAGCAGAGUAUGGAAGGACAAGGAAAAACAUUCCAUGAAUUUACAUUCAUGUAUUCUCUUACCGACUCCCUCAACCCUUGCAAAGUAAGAAUACAGAUUAUGGGUUACGUCCCAAAUGACACCCUAUUCCCUACACAGUGCAUUACUUUUGACCAGGGCCCAU